AUGGUGGUGCGUGAUGUUGGUGUGGAUGUUAAGCCUGUCAGUGUUUUCAGAUAUGUGCUAGUGUGUAUAUGCCUUACAGCUAGCACAAAGACCAGCACCAGCAAGUCAGUUGUGUGCAGAUGUCACCAGGUAGAGCUUAAGAAGCAGACGUAAGAUUGUUAGUGCCUGGGAGUGAGAAGGAUCCUUCACCAGAGUGAGGAGAAGAUCGUAUGUGUUUAUAGAUUUGCUGUGGGGUUUUGGAGAGGAAAUUGUUCUGUGCAUACAGAGAAGCUGAAAGCCAGGUAUCCAGGCUGUGAAAUCACUUGGGCAGGUGAAGGCUACUGA
Messenger RNA from Chaetura pelagica (chimney swift), 324 nucleotides. RefSeq names its product 14 kDa phosphohistidine phosphatase-like. NCBI's taxonomy places the organism in Eukaryota, Metazoa, Chordata, Aves, Apodiformes, Apodidae. The record is from RefSeq and is a predicted model, not a curated record. Gene Ontology annotation, molecular function: protein histidine phosphatase activity. Gene Ontology annotation, cellular component: cytosol. Gene Ontology annotation, biological process: peptidyl-histidine dephosphorylation. The transcript has a single exon.